GGCACAUGCAAACAAGGGAAAGCAAGAAGCACAGAGAAGUAUCAAGUUUCAGAUACCAACCAGCCGCUACGAGCAGAGAGCCAUGCCACAGACUAGUCCCUACAGCUGCCUGGAGCACAUGCUGCUUGUACUCUGUAGCCUGAAGGCUACAGUCGCCUUUCCCAACUCCUCUCCACUGCUGAAUCCCAGCUGGGGGAAUGGAGAUCGCCUGAUGCACCUGUAUACAUCUUCAGAGAGGAACAGCUUCCAUCUCCAAAUCAAUGCUGAUGGCUAUAUUGAUGGUGUUCCUCAUCAAACCAUAUACAGUGCCUUAAUGAUCAAGUCUGAGGGUGCUGGCUGUGUAAUAAUCACAGGUGUGAAGAGUGGACGCUACCUAUGCAUGGACAUGAAAGGAAACAUCUUUGGAUCGCACUACUUCAGUCAAGAGGACUGUGUGUUCAACCAUAGGACACUGGAAAAUGGAUAUGAUGUGUACCAAUCUCCCAAGCACAACUUUCUGGUUAGCUUAGGCAGAGUUAAACAAGCUUUUUUCCCUGGUAUGAAUCUACCACCGUACUCCCAGUUUUUGUCCAGGAGAAACGAAAUCCCUUUGUUUCGAUUCAACACACCUGAGCCCCACAGAAACACUAGAAGUGCAGAUAUUGAUCCAAUGGAUCCUCACCAGAUCCUGGUCCCACAGAGAAAGGUCUCCGCAUUAGGAUCUCAGCUGCAGCUACAAACAGACUUUUCCCACAUGCCCAGGGAACCCAUGAGAAUCAAUCAGAAUGAUGUGGUCAACCCAGAUGACCCACAUGCCAUGAUGGAUGCCAGGAGGUACGCAAGUCCUCGCUUUUAUACUACAAGAUAACUGGGGCCACCUGCAAAUUGAUGACAUGCGUGAGUGAAUAUAAUAGACAAAAGGAGGUGCCUAGCACACUCAAUUUCUAACUCUUAAGAUGGCUAUUAGAAAACUGAAAGAUACUGGGAAAAAAUCCUUUAUUUCAAAUUUUGUCCUUACAGAUGAUAGUUCACUGAAAAAAAGAAAAGGGAAAAAAAAAAAAAAAAAAAGAGUUGCACUCUGCUUUACUGGAAAGAAGAUAUAUUUUCAAAAAGAAUAAUAGAAACCAAAUAUUUUAAGGUCUGAAUUACCUUUAGUAUGCAUCAGUGAGAAACAAAAUUCACUGGAAUGAAUGGGAAACUGAUGUUGUAUUACUGAUGUAGCUUGGAAGAGACUUGGGCCCUGGAGCAACUGAGAUUCCAGCAGAAGCAGAGAAUCCUCUUACCAGCUCACUUGCAAGCACAGCAGACUAACUAACCAAUGGUGUGUUAUAUUAUUAUCUAAAACUUAUGAUAUAUG
Messenger RNA from Cygnus atratus (black swan), 1336 nucleotides. RefSeq names its product fibroblast growth factor 23 (gene FGF23). Gene Ontology annotation, cellular component: cytoplasm. Gene Ontology annotation, biological process: animal organ morphogenesis; positive regulation of cell population proliferation; fibroblast growth factor receptor signaling pathway. The transcript is spliced from 3 exons. Bases 83 to 847 code for a protein of 254 amino acids. The record is from RefSeq and is a predicted model, not a curated record. Lineage: Eukaryota; Metazoa; Chordata; Aves; Anseriformes; Anatidae. Gene Ontology annotation, molecular function: type 1 fibroblast growth factor receptor binding; growth factor activity.